Messenger RNA from Pollicipes pollicipes, 2360 nucleotides. Its product is annotated as xaa-Pro aminopeptidase 1-like. Bases 116 to 1978 code for a protein of 620 amino acids. Gene Ontology annotation, molecular function: metalloaminopeptidase activity. The record is from RefSeq and is a predicted model, not a curated record. The transcript is spliced from 13 exons. Lineage: Eukaryota; Metazoa; Arthropoda; Thecostraca; Pollicipedomorpha; Pollicipedidae.
AUGGUGUUGCAAGGCGGUUACCGCUAAACCCCUGCUCCAUACACGGCCAAAUUGCAAUAGUAUCCGGGCAUUGCAAUAAGGAGGCCGUUUUCGAGAUCGACGUCAGCUCUGUGGAAUGUCCACCAUGGCUGGUGCCAAAAACACCACUCACCUGCUGAAGCACCUGAGGUCGCUCAUGAAGAACACCAAAUAUGUCAAUGAAGAGCUACAUGCCUACAUUGUGCCAUCAGCGGACUCUCACGGGAGUGAAUACCUGGCGGCGUGCGACGAGCGGCGCGCCUUCCUGACCGGCUUCACCGGCUCGGCCGGCACGGCCGUGGUGACGCAGACACACGCCUGCCUCUGGACCGACGGACGGUACCACCUGCAGGCGCGCGCCGAAAUGGACCUCAACUGGACGCUCAUGAAGGAUGGCGUGGCCGGCACCCCGACGCAGGGCGAGUGGCUGUCGUCGACGCUGCCGGCGACGGGCGGCGCGGUGGGCGUCGACCCGCGCCUGCUGUCGUCGCGCGUCUGGGACACCCUGGCGGCCGAGCUGUCCGCCGCUGGCCACAGCCUGCGGCCUGUCCAGCAGAACCUGGUCGACCUGGUCUGGAACGAGCAGCCGGCGCGCACCUCCAACGCAGUGCUGCCGCACCCCGUCAAGUACACAGGGAUGUCGGUGAAGAGCAAGCUGGAGGAAGUCCGCAGUCAGAUGCAGCAGCGCAAGUGCACGCUGCUGGCGAUCGCGGCGCUGGACGAGAUCGCCUACCUGCUGAACCUGCGCGGCAGCGACAUCGUCUUCAACCCCGUGUUCUUCUCCUACUGCGUGGUGCUGCCCGACACGGUGCACCUGUUCAUCGACGCGCAGAAGCUGAGCUCCGGGGUGGCCCAGCACUUCGCCGAUGAGGGCGUCUCCGACCUGCAGCUGCACGGAUACGAGGACGUCUGGUCAUUCCUGAAGGAUAAGGCGGCCGAGAUGGACGGCAAGGCCUGGCUCUGUCCGUUGGCCAGCCACGCGCUGACCGCCAUAUUCGACAGAAGCCAGCGCGUGCUGGAACGUACCCCGCCCUGUACCAUGAAGGCCAUCAAGAACGACACCGAGAUACAGGGCAUGCACAGCGCGCACGUGCGGGACGCGGCGGCACUGUGCACCUACCUGAGCUGGCUGGAAGAGCAGGUGUCGGCUGGUCACAACGUCACCGAAGUGUCCGGCGCCCAGAAGCUAGACGCGCUACGGGCCGAGCAGGACCUGUUCGUGAGCCUGAGCUUCUCCACGAUAUCGUCUUCGGGUCCGAACGGUGCCGUCAUUCACUACCACCCGGCGGCCGCCACCGACCGGCCCAUUACGGCCGACGAGCUGUACCUGGUCGACUCGGGAGGCCAGUACAGAGAUGGCACUACUGACGUCACGCGCACCGUCCACUUUGGCCAUCCAACCAAACACCAAAAGGAGUGCUUCACGCGCGUGCUGAAGGGCCAGAUCGCGCUGGCCACGGCCGUCUUCCCGAACAAGACCCGGGGCACACUGCUUGACCCGCUGGCUCGGCUGGCGCUCUGGAAUGUGGGCCUCGACUACUCGCACGGCACUGGCCACGGCAUCGGCUCCUAUCUGAACGUGCACGAGGGCCCGAUGACGAUCCAUAGCCGGCCGCAGCCACCCUCCGAGGCCGGCCUCGAGCAGGGCAUGUUCGUCUCAGAUGAGCCGGGCUACUACGAGGACGGCCAGUUCGGAAUUCGGCUGGAGAACAUUGUGCGCGUGGUACCGGCGGCCACCAAGCACAACUUCGGUGGGCGCGGCUUCCUGACGUUCACGCACGUCACGCUGGUGCCGGUGCAGACCAAGAUGCUGGUGCCGGAGCUGCUCACGCAGCAGGAGAUCGGCUGGCUGAACGACUAUCACGCCGAGUGUCGCGAGACGGUGGGUGCCGUGCUACAGGCGCAGGGCCGCACCGCCGCGCACGCCUGGCUUUUACGCGAGACGGAGACGCUCGGAUAGCCGGACCGGCGCGGACCGGCCGGCGGGCCGUGGCUGAGGUCUCAGCGACGCUGGACCGGUGCCUGCCAGCCGGCCGCGCGGGCGGGCUGUGGCUAAGGUCUCAAGCGGCGCUGGACCGGUGCCGACCGGCCGGCCUCGCGGGCGGGCUGUGGCUGAGGUCUCAACCGGCGCUGGACCGGUGCCUGCCAGCCGGCCUCGCGGGCGGGCCGUGGCUGAGGCCUCAUGAGGCGCUGGGCCGCUCCUGUCGUGGAUCUUUGGUCAGAUGUCUGGCUCGGUGCCAGACGGACUUUGGUGGACGGUGCUGACGCGCUGCAGGAUUCCGCGGGACGCAGCGAGCUGCUUCACUUCUCAAAACGAGGAGAAUACAAGUUACAAAUUGUUA